Caenorhabditis briggsae is the source of this 1293-nucleotide messenger RNA. Gene Ontology annotation, cellular component: Golgi apparatus. Lineage: Eukaryota; Metazoa; Nematoda; Chromadorea; Rhabditida; Rhabditidae. The transcript is spliced from 5 exons. Gene Ontology annotation, biological process: protein palmitoylation. Bases 1 to 1293 code for a protein of 430 amino acids. The record is from RefSeq and is a predicted model, not a curated record. Gene Ontology annotation, molecular function: palmitoyltransferase activity.
AUGGGCGACAAUGUUGUGGAAGCUCCAAACUGGCCAGCUCCGGUAGCUGAAGUAGGAGAAAAAACCGUUUUUCAAAGAAUGUUCCACUUUGGAACUAUUUUCGCCUUUUCCACAAUCACGAUGAUUGGCGCUGUAACCACAUUCUUUUCUCUUCAAUGGAUGCCAGUGAAUUCAUACAUUGGCCUUUUCAAUACACUUGCAUUCCUUCUCUGGAACUAUUUGACGAUAGGAAAUUUAUUCAAUGCUUCAUUUUUCGGUCCGGGAUACGUUCCACGGGGCUGGAAGCCAGAAAACAAAGAACACGAAAAGAAGCUACAGUUCUGUGUACCUUGUAAUGGAUUCAAGGUGCCACGAUCUCAUCACUGUUCGAAAUGCAACCGAUGCUGUAUGAAAAUGGACCAUCAUUGUCCUUGGAUCAACAACUGCGUUGGUCACCGAAACCACCAAUACUUCCUUCGAUUCUUGUUUUUCUCAGUUGUUGGGUGCAUUCAUGCAGUUAUUAUCGAUGGUUCAGCGAUGUAUCAUGCAUUCUUCGCUGGAUGGUAUCAGAGAUACGGUGAUGGAACUGAACCAAUUAUUUUUCUCACUCCAAUUUCAUUUGUUGCCGUUAUUUUUGCAUUUGCUAUGGCUUGUGCUGUUGCUCUCGCUCUCACUUUCCUAUUUAUCACACAACUCCGAUAUGUGAUCCGUAACAAGAAUGGAAUCGAAGAUUAUAUCCAUGGCAAGUCAUUGAAUAUGAGAAAAAUUCUGGAUGAAGAAGACGAAGAAGAGGUCGAAUGGAUCCGAAGCUUAGGAGAGUGGAAAUACCCAUACGAUCUUGGUUGGAAGAGAAACUUAAGCGAAGUUUUUAUUGGGAUUUUUGAUGGCAGAACCAAAGGAAAUGGUACUUGGUGGCCAGUUAUUAAAGGAUGUUCACAGUUUACAUUUACUAUUGAUCAACUUCUUCAAAAGCAGUCUAAGCGCGGCCGUGCUCGAAUUGUAGACAUCGGAGAAGAUUUUGAAGGAAAAUGUUGUUCAUCUCGUAAAUUUGGAUGGAAGAUAUGGAUGAAACAACCAAUCAUCGAUGGAAAAUGCCUCAAAGUGUCCGAAGGAGAAACCAUUAUUGCAACUCGCGGAGUUUCUGGAUGGGUGUAUGGGUUCCGAGAAUCAGACACACGAAAUAAGGGAUGGUUCCCAAUUGCUAUCACAAAUCUCAAACGAAACGGGGAUCCUAAAACCGAACAAACUGCCAGCAGUGAAGAAGAUGUGAAAACUGAUGACACUUUGUCAUCUGAAGAGAAAAAGGAUCAAUGA